CAGGUGGCCACAGUCCCAGCCGGGUCCCGAGGCCCCGCGGCCCAUGCUGGGGGCGGAGCCAGGGUGGAGGGCGGCGGCGCGGCCGGCCCCGCGCGGUGAUUGGCGGGCGGCCGGCGGUGGCUGAGGUCCUGGCGGCGGCGGCGGCGGCGGCGGGCGAGGGAGGCAGGCGGAGUCGCGGCUGGCGAGCCGAGAGGAUGCUGCUGUCCCUGGUGCUCCACACGUACUCUAUGCGCUACCUGCUCCCGGGCGUCUUGUUGCUGGGCUCGGCGCCCACCUACCUGCUGGCCUGGACGCUGUGGCGGGUGCUGUCGGCGCUGCUGCCCGCCCGCCUGUACCAGCGCGUGGACGACCGGCUUUACUGCGUCUACCAGAACAUGGUGCUCUUCUUCUUCGAGAACUACACCGGGGUCCAGAUAUUGCUAUAUGGAGAAUUGCCAAAAAAUAAAGAAAAUGUAAUAUAUUUAGCAAAUCAUCAAAGCACAGUUGAUUGGAUUAUUGCGGACAUGCUGGCUGCACGACAGGAUGCCCUUGGACAUGUGCGUUACGUGCUGAAAGACAGGUUAAAAUGGCUUCCAUUGUAUGGGUUUUACUUUGCUCAGCAUGGAGGAAUUUAUGUAAAACGAAGUGCCAAAUUUAAUGAAAAAGAAAUGAGAAACAAACUUCAGAGCUACGUGAAUGCUGGAACACCAAUGUACCUUGUGAUUUUCCCAGAGGGAACAAGGUAUAAUAAAACACAGACAAAACUACUUUCAGCCAGUCAGGCAUUUGCUGCUCAAAGGGGCCUUCCAGUAUUAAAACACGUGCUGACACCAAGAGUAAAGGCAACUCAUGUUGCUUUUGAUUCUAUGAAGAGUCAUUUGGAUGCAAUUUAUGAUGUCACUGUGGUUUACGAAGGGAAUGAGAAAGGGUCAGGAAAAUACUCAAUCUCACCGUCCAUGACUGAUUUUCUCUGCAAACAGUGUCCCAAACUUCAUAUUCACUUUGAUCGUAUAGACAAAAAUGAAGUUCCAGAGGAACAAGAACACAUGAAAAAAUGGCUUCAUGAGCGUUUUGAGAUAAAAGAUAAGUUGCUUAUAGAAUUCUAUGAUUCACCAGAUCCAGAAAGAAGAAACAAAUUUCCUGGGGAAAGUGUUCAUUCCAGACUAAGUGUCAAGAAGACUUUACCAUCAGUGUUGAUCUUGGGUAGUCUGACUGCUGUCAUGCUCAUGACAGAGUCUGGAAGGAAACUGUAUGUGGGCACCUGGUUGUAUGGAACCCUCCUUGGCUGCCUCUGGUUUGUUAUUAAAACAUAAGCAAGUA
This is a messenger RNA of Phodopus roborovskii (desert hamster), 1299 nucleotides long. It is a transcript of the gene Agpat5, whose product is annotated as 1-acylglycerol-3-phosphate O-acyltransferase 5. Gene Ontology annotation, molecular function: acyltransferase activity. Lineage: Eukaryota; Metazoa; Chordata; Mammalia; Rodentia; Cricetidae. The record is from RefSeq and is a predicted model, not a curated record. The transcript has 8 exons. Gene Ontology annotation, cellular component: mitochondrion; endomembrane system. The coding region runs from base 195 to 1292 and encodes 365 amino acids.